This is a messenger RNA of Misgurnus anguillicaudatus (oriental weatherfish), 2164 nucleotides long. Lineage: Eukaryota; Metazoa; Chordata; Actinopteri; Cypriniformes; Cobitidae. The record is from RefSeq and is a predicted model, not a curated record.
UCAGAGCGGGCCACGGUACGACUGUGUUCUAGUUUUGGUUGGAGACCGGGUGGGUGAUGCGCUUCCAAGAGCAUUGAGUGUGUGGAGGAAUAGCAUUGCAUAGCUUGAAGAAGACUUCAGCAAGAUAUUGACAAAGAGAAAUCAUGCGAGCGUUGUUGGGUGUGUUGGCGUGUUCUUUGACUGUACUCUCGGUCCAUGGUCUCUACUCUGCCAGUGAUGAUGUGAUUGAACUCAACCCAUCCAAUUUUAACAGAGAGGUCUUGCAGAGCGAUAGUCUUUGGCUUAUUGAGUUUUAUGCCCCCUGGUGUGGCCACUGCAAGAACUUGGUUCCUGAGUGGAAAAAAGCAGCUACCGCUUUAAAGGGAAUCGUGAAGGUGGGUGCUGUAGACGCAGACCAGCACAACUCUCUGGGUGGCCAGUAUGGGGUCCGAGGUUUCCCAACUAUCAAGGUCUUCGGGGCCAACAAAAACAAACCAGAAGAUUAUCAAGGUGGACGUACCAGUCAGGCCAUUGUAGAUGCAGCUCUGAAUUCUCUCCGCUCCUUGGUUAAAGACAGGCUUGGUGGAAAGACUGGUGGUUCAGACCAUGGCAGACAGAGUGGAGGGGGUCCUGGCAAUAAGAAGGAUGUGGUGGAGUUGACUGAUGAUAACUUUGACCGUACCGUGCUGAAUAGUGAUGAUGUCUGGUUGGUGGAAUUCUUUGCUCCCUGGUGUGGACACUGCAAGAAUCUUGAGCCUGAAUGGACGGCAGCUGCUACAGAAGUCAAAGAGCAGACCAAGGGUAAAGUGAAACUGGGUGCUGUUGAUGCUACUGUUCAUCAGGGUUUGGCGAGCCGCUAUGGGAUUCGAGGAUUCCCCACCAUUAAGGUCUUUCGUAAGGGGGAGGAGCCAGAGGACUAUCAGGGAGGACGUACACGAUCUGACAUUGUCGCUCGUGCUCUGGACCUCUUCUCUGACAACAUCCCUGCUCCAGAGCUUCAGGAGAUUCUUAAUGAAGAUACAUUGAAGAAGGUCUGCGAGGAUUACCAGUUGUGUAUUGUAGCUGUACUGCCUCACAUUCUAGACACGGGUGCAUCUGGAAGAAACGGUUACCUGGAGGUUAUGAAGAUGAUGGCAGAGAAAAACAAGAAGAAGAUGUGGGGUUGGUUGUGGACCGAGGCAGGGGCACAGAUGGAACUGGAAGCCUCUCUCGGGAUCGGAGGAUUUGGCUAUCCUGCCAUGGCAGCCAUUAAUGCUCGCAAAAUGAAGUUUGCGUUGCUCAAAGGUUCAUUCAGUGAGACGGGCAUCCAUGAAUUCCUCAGAGAACUUUCUGUUGGCCGUGGCUCCACUGCUACAGUGGGAGGCGGAGCCUUGCCAAAGAUCAACACCGUAGAGCCAUGGGAUGGGAAAGAUGGAGUGCUGCCUGUGGAGGAUGACAUUGACCUGAGUGAUGUGGAUCUGGAUGAUUUGGGAAAGGAUGAGUUGUGAGGGGCUGGUCUAAACUACUCUAGACCCAAAUAAUGCCCAUGUCUUCUCUCCCAUGGAUGAGGGGAUGAUUGGGACACGAAAUUCUUUAGGACUCCAGAAAAGAUAUAAAUAAAACAAAUGGUUGUGAGCUUUUACAAAAACUCUUCCCUUAGUUUAAUAAGAGGCAUCGUCAAUGGUUGUUAAGCUCUGCCUCACAAACGCAUAUUUAGUGCCUGUUUGAGUCAGGAUGGUGACCCGGAAAUGUUGGUGUCUACUUAUUUUCUCUGUGUACACUCCGCUGUAAACGGAUGUCACACAGAGGUUUAUAAGAGUACACGAUUGUUUUAUAUAAAAUAUCUAUUUCAUUAAGAACAUUGGAUGGAUUAAAUCGUGAUUCGAUAUACUGAUUUCCAACUAUCCAUUUUGCCCCUGUUUUUCCUUGAUCUAGAUAGGGAAUUUUGCCAUAAAGUUAACGUCUUUCUGGAAGAGAUUCUUAUUGAAUGUAAGGUACCAGAUGCGUAGUUAUUCUUGUUUUAACUUUCUCCCUCUGCUGUGACCCUAUUUCGAUUACAUAUUUUUAAAGUUACUGAGCCAGCUUGCAUCCCAGGUUGCCCAAUUCAUCAUUUCCUGGACAGGGUAUAAUGUGGACAUCGUGUAGAUUUUUCUUACACAGCUUGUUUUUUGUUAUGAAAAUAAAUAAAACCAAAAUAAUACAGUAA